CGCCAAGCGAGCUGACACUUCUUCGACUGGAGACCGCAAUGCACAUCAUGUCGCGACAACGACAGUGAAAGUACAGCACCGCUUUGGAUAUGGCGCAGUACGAGAGCCUGGUGGCGGAAGUGGACCGAAUCACAUCAUCGCCAUACCCGAGUCAGCUCAGGACGCUGCAUCGUAUCACCGAGAAAUGCAGCGACGCCGACAUUGCGCAGUGGGCUGCGGCAAAGCCGUGCCUAAUCGAAACACUUGCAUCUUGUCUUUUGGAAGGACUGCAGCAGUGGACAUAUGUUCUGGACAUCAUCACGAAAUUCUCAUUCAAUGCGGCGUGUCGGAAUGCUCUUUUGCGGCAAGAGCCGACUUUGCUGCAUAGUGCAGUAGCUCGUGCGAUCACAUCGGGGAAGGAUAAUUCGAAAUAUGCCAGAGCGAGUGUUGCGCUGCUCUCGCUGCCAUUGCCGGAUACAGUGGCGUUGCCAGCCGAAGCGCAGACGCUGUUUAUUCAGCUCGUUGAAGAAGCUGCGAAGAGACCAUGUCCGGCGACUAUUCAACCCAUAUACCUCAUUCUCUCUGGCACUGGGAGUCUACUGCUCGGAGUUCUCAGCAGCGAGACGAUGUCGCGGUUUGAGGACCAAAUUUUGGAAAUUCUGAAGAACAGCUCUAGCACACCCGAUGGCUGCUUGAGUCUGUACUGCUUGUCUAUCAUGAACCUUGUUUGCGCGUCUACUGAUCCAGAGUUCCGGUUAACGUCAAGCUCGUACAAUACACAAGACUUUCUGGCAAGCACGCCUGUCUCUUCAAGAUGGAAGUCGGAGGCCAUGCAGCAGUUUUUCACCGGGACCAAGGCUCAGAAGAGCAUCCAAUUGGUUGUGCUAUCAGCAUACUUGGCAGCAAAGGCUACACCAAGCGACUGCACGCCUGAGAAAAUCAAGGCCUUAAUACUGGCGAAUGAGAUCAUUGCUGCGAUACCGUUGGACAUUCGAAAAAUCUGGGCUAUGGCGAAUACCGGAAUGGUCCGCAAGUUGCAGGAACGACUUUGUGCCGGUGAUGUUGAGCGACGCAUCAAGACAUUGGCGCUUCGUUUCGUCGGGAAGCUGUGCGAGCUGGACAGCUUACCACAUCCUGUGCUGGAGAGCUUGGAGUUGACAUUUCUGGAGCCGGAGCAAUUGCACCAAAUACACACUUUGUGUCCACACAUUGAUGACAGUGCCUUGUUCUCUGGAGUGCUGGCAAGAGCACCGAUUGGUAUAUUACUUGACAACGCUAUCGAGUACGCGACUCGAAUGGACUCCGCAGCACUCGCAGCAGGUGCGGAUGCGGUGACCAAGACCAUUACCGACACAGAGGCUAUCGUCAGCUGUCAAAGGAUUACCAGUCAUCAGAUCGUGGAAGCACUAGGUGACACUAGAUUUCUACAGAAGUUGCAGAACCUGCACGAUCUUCUAUACGAGGUCGAACUUCAUCAUGAUCAAGCAGGUGGCUGGUGUCACAAAGCACUACGAAGAGCUAGAUCAAGACUAGCACACCAGAUCAGCAAUAUACUGCUGCGAGCUUCGCAAGGCGCAUCGUUCAGUGCCCCUGCUAUGACGGUCUUGCUCAAUUUGCAUGCACUCUCAGCUCGUGGCGAUGUCGAUUGCAUGCACCGACGCCACAAUGACAGGGAAGCCGUAAACCUGGAAGGACUGAAUCUGUCAGAGGAUGCAAAUGACCAGUUCGACUGGAGAGAGGCGGUAGAUACUCACUUCAAGGCACGGGCAAAUGUGGAACAGGAUGCAGUGAAGCGCUUGUUCGCGAAAGCUUGCGCGAAUCUGGAAGCACGGUGUGAGAAUGUCGAGAGACCAUUGCGAGAAGAGCAGGAGAAAGUGCGUACACUCGAAGAACACAACUCAGCUCUCACAGCCGCCUUCGAAGAGAUCGAGGCGAAGUAUGUCGACGCAUUGUCACAAGUCAGGUCACUCGAAGAACAGGAGCAGACAAGAGCCGACGAGCUUCAGGGUGCAUUGAGACAGAAUGCCGAACUUCUUGAGCGGGUUUCCAAUCUGGAGGAGACACUUCGCCAGUCGCUAGCAGAUGCGCAACGGCAGCUCGCAGAAAUGAAGACUGCCAAGCAGACAGCUGAGCUAGACGCUGCGGCACAUGUAGCUUCAAAGCAAGAGGCACUGGAAGAUGCUGAAGAAGAGACUACGAAGUGGAAGUCAAAAUACAACGAGCUUGCCGCCAAAGUCUCGAACUUUGAGCUCGGUCUCAAUGAGGCCGAAACUGAGCGAGAACAGCUUCAAGAACGUCUGUCGAGCAGCGAUCGUCGUGUGGUCGAGCUUGAACGCGAAGUCAGCAGGAUGGGAGCUGAGGUCAACAACUUGAAGACGGCGAACAACGAUCUUGAAGAACAGCUUCAGUCAACGAGCAGCGAUGACGCUGAGAAGCUUCGUCUGCUAUCUGAACUAAGGGAAGAGUUGGGGUUGUGUCAAACCGAGCGUGACGAGAUUCGAGCAGAGCUCGAUCGUGAGACCAAGAAACUGUAUGCUUCUGUGGAACAGACCAGACGUGAGCGAGACAACCUGGCACAAGAACUACAGGCAACAAGCGAAAAAUUGCACCGACAGCUGGCAGAAGCGCAGCUCGAAUGCAACGAACUCGCCGAAUCGAAAACGGCCGAGAUCGAAGUCCGCGAAGCGAAGAUAUCUGACCUGAAAAAGAGGGUCGAAAGAUAUCAGCGCAAAUGCCAGGAGAAAGAUCAACAGAUCGCCGAAGCGGAAUCGAUGCGUGCCAAUCUCAUGGCAGCGAUGGGCAUCAACAAAAGCCAAUCUCGCGGCAGCUUACCGCAUCGCUCGCGAGAGUCGAUGGCGCAGCCAACUCAGACGCAACCUGACGAUUACUCACAUAUCUCUGCUGAAGACAUGGACUUGUCGAUCUCAAACAUCGACGAAUCGUCAAUCUGGCAGCGAGACUCGUCGCAAGAAGACAAAAGCGGUCCUACGCCUAAGAGGCAGAAACCGCGAAAGUCUUUGUCGUUUGCCGCGCCGUUGACGACGGCUGCGCAGCCAAGAGCGAGUGUCGGUGGAAGAAGAUUGACGAGAUCGAGUACGGGUGUGAGACAGAGUAUGGGUCGACAACCACUUGCUGGGACGAAUGGCAAUCGUGGCUCAUUGAAACCUUUCAAGACUCCGUCUAAAGAAGCUGCUAGCGCCGCUGUGGAAGCGGCAGAGGAGGAGUCGACGUUUGAAGGGAGUGAGCUUUUUACUGGUACGCAAGGUGGGCAGAUGUUGGAUUUGCAGGCUGCUUUUGACGAGAAUUCUUGA
Molecule: messenger RNA, 3290 nt
Organism: Cercospora beticola
Lineage: Eukaryota; Fungi; Ascomycota; Dothideomycetes; Mycosphaerellales; Mycosphaerellaceae
Product: coiled-coil domain-containing protein
Source: RefSeq, a predicted model, not a curated record